Rotaria sp. Silwood1 is the source of this 2508-nucleotide messenger RNA. The record is from the annotation of a GenBank genome assembly. NCBI's taxonomy places the organism in Eukaryota, Metazoa, Rotifera, Eurotatoria, Philodinida, Philodinidae.
AUGAUCGAUACUGGUGCCACUCAUUCAUUUAUCACUCAAGGUGCCCUUAGCACAUUAUAUCAUUCAGCCAUACCCCAAUGUGAUCGUAUAGCUCAAUUAGGUGAUGGUCAAACGACGCUUAAAAUAGUGGGUGAAGUUCAACUAUUCUUGCAAUUUAAUAAAGUUUUUACGCCUUUAAAUGUUCUCGUUGUCAAAACAAUGAAUACAGAUUUUAUACUUGGCAGUGAUUGGUGUACAAAAAAUGCAGCAAGAAUCGAUUAUGAAAACAAUCAAGUGUCUAUACGUUCUUCAUGUGGUCGUGUCUUCAUUCCAUAUCACAAAAGCAUUGAUUGCUUAACUUUAGAUGUCAAAUCAAUUAAUGUUAUUCAUAUACCUCCACGUGAAUCAUACUCUGUUCAAGCCAAAGUCGAAUUAUCAUCAGCUGAUACCGUCUACUUCUCACCUGUCGAUCCUAUACAAUCCGAAAAAUCUAUUGUCAUAUCACCUUCGUUGUUACACAUAAAUAAUUAUACCACAUAUUUAGAAGUAUAUAAUCCACAUGAUUAUUCCUACACAUUACCAAUGAAUACUCUUCUAGCUCGAGUAACACAUACACCGUAUGAAAUGCAUUCAUGUUUAUUAUUUGAUACAUUUCGUGAAACUUUGUCGGUAUCGCUUCAACAUCAUAUUUUUAAUACAAUUGAACUAGAGCAAAAACCUUCUGAAACAUCGAACAGAAUUGAUAAAUUAAUUAUUCAUAUUAAAAAUGUUCAAGAGCAACAACAAUUACGUUUAAUAUUACAACAGCACAUGAAAAUUUUUGAUAUUUCGAAAAUUACACAAGCCAACACGCAUAUUCAACACACUAUUAACAGCGGUGAUAGCCUUCCGGUUAGCUCACGACCAUAUCCAAGAACCAUCGAACAAAGACGUGAACUUCAAGAUGAAAUCCAAAAAAUGACACAAACAAAUCAAAUUCGUCCAUCCAAUUCCCUUUGGUCAUCUCCAGUUAUUAUUCACAAAAAAAAGGAUGGUGGUAUUCGAUUUUUAGUGGAUUAUCGAAAAUUGAAUUCGGUGACCAAAAAAGACUGCUUCCCUCAACCAACAACUGAGGAAUUACUGCAUCGAUUAGGUGGUCAUCGUUUUUAUACAAAAUUAAAUCUUAAAUCAUCUAAAGCCAACUUUCAAGUUAAUCCUGUUAAAUGUUCCAUUGCUGUUCAAGAAAUCGAUUUUUUAAGCCAUACAAUCAAUGAACAAUGCGUUAAACCUAAUGGUGAUAAAAUUAAAGCUAUUGUCGAUUUACCAACUCCAAAAACACUUAAAGAAGCAAAUGAAUUUUUAGGGAAAAUUAAUUGGUAUCGAAAGUUUAUUCCUAAUUUUGCCCGUAUAGCCGCACCAUUACACAAAGUUACCAAUAAAACAAAACAUCAUCGCCAUGAAUUUAAAUGGGGACCUGAUCAACAACAGUCAUUUAAUGAAUUUAAACGUCUUCUGACAACAUAUCCAUUAUUUUUAGAAUAUCCAGAUUCAUCAACUCCAUUUGUUUUAACAACUGAUGCAUCAAAUAUUGGAAUAGGUGGAAUUUUACGACAAGACACACCGAAUGGCACAAAAAUUAAUUAUUUUAAAUCACGUAUGUUAGAUGAUACCGAACGUAAAUAUGAUACAAUUGAACAAGAAGCAUUAGCUAUUUUUUGGUGUCUGUCUGAACUUCGAUCAUAUAUAGGUGAUUCAGAUUUUAUUAUUGAAACUGAUCAUAAACCACUUGAAAAUUUUCAUAAGAAACAAAUCAAUAAUAAACGAAUAAUGAAUUGGCUUUUUAAAUUACAAGAUAUACUGCCACAAAUUAUUGCAGUCAAGCAUCGCCCAGGUGCACAUAACGCAGCUGCUGAUUAUAUUUCACAACACUUUCCACCAUCCACAUCUACCAACAUUAAUCCAUCUACCACAGCUGUAACAUAUGAUGAUUGGCCAAUUGGUACUGAACAUUGGGAUGAACAAGUACUCAAACCACAACGUACACAAUGUACUCCACCAUCUAUUUUAGAACACACUUGUACUCGGAAUGCGAGUAUCAACGCGGAAAUUAAUGCUGUUACAACCAGAGCACAAUCAAAACUUCAAGCUCAACCACAUUGCUCUUCACCAAAUGCAUCAUCCACAUCAACUACAUCUCAAUCUACGUGUUCGUCUCCGCCGAUCACUACUCCAUUACAUGAUUUUAGUUUAUCACGUAUACGUUCUGAACAAGCACAGGACGUAAUUAUUCAACAAAUAAUCCAACAAAUUCGAAAUAAUCGUCGCUAUGAAUCGUUUAUUAUUCAACAUGGUAUUCUGUAUAAAUUAGUUAACCGCGAUGAUACUACUAUUAAACUUGUUUAUGCACCUUCGAAAUUAAUUCCAGAAAUAAUGACUGCUUAUCACGAUCAUCCAUUAAGUAAUCAUUUUGGUACUGGACGUACAUGGUCUAUGCUAAGAAGCACAUAUUAUUGGCCACGUAUGAAAGACACAGUAACAUCGUAUACUUAG